Molecule: messenger RNA, 418 nt
Organism: Sphaeroforma arctica JP610
Lineage: Eukaryota; Ichthyosporea; Ichthyophonida
Exons: 1
Coding region: 41-418 (125 amino acids)
Source: RefSeq, a predicted model, not a curated record
CAUAAAUAUAGCUUGUUAUUUCGCUGUACCUGGCUCGAAUAUGUAUCGCGGUCUUCUUUCCAUUUGGCUGCUCGCUGUCAGUGCAAGCGUGCAUGCACAGGAAGGCGAAAACAUAUGCGACUUUGGACUGCCGGGAUGGUUUUGUCCCGAUGGCAACAGCUGUAUAUGGUGUGGGGAUCGUCCAGUUACAUGCGAGGACAUGUUUGGCCUUCCUGGCACCAGUGUAAUAUAUCCAAACACGACAUCCGACCCACAAACUGCUGUGGGCAUUGAACAGGUCGAGGUGGAGAUAACGUACUUAGAGAGUGACACUGAGGCUAUUGGAAUUGACGCAUACACCACUACACCAACUGUUCCGGUGGCGUGGCUGGUAUGCCAGAUUGGGCCUGGUCUUGAAAGUUUGCCUUACAAAACGUAA